This is a messenger RNA of Scleropages formosus (Asian bonytongue), 2740 nucleotides long. Its product is annotated as TRPM8 channel-associated factor homolog. Gene Ontology annotation, molecular function: transmembrane transporter binding. NCBI's taxonomy places the organism in Eukaryota, Metazoa, Chordata, Actinopteri, Osteoglossiformes, Osteoglossidae. Gene Ontology annotation, cellular component: plasma membrane. Bases 10 to 2736 code for a protein of 908 amino acids. The record is from RefSeq and is a predicted model, not a curated record. Gene Ontology annotation, biological process: positive regulation of protein targeting to membrane. The transcript has 7 exons.
CUAGAAAUCAUGAAUACUCAGCUCAUCUACUCAUCUCUUGUCCAAGGGGUUGAAAAAUUCCAUUUUAAAGGAACUGCUGUGCCGUGUCAGUUGUUCUUGGCCAGUGACAUGACUGUACCUGUGGCUGUGAGUCCUUCAGGUCAGGUUCUCAUUGCUGCUUCCCGCUAUGGCAAGGGUCGCAUUGUGGUGAUGGCACAUGAAACUUACAUGGAAGACCCACAUUUUGGCCAGUUCCUUCAAAAUGCCAUCAAGUGGCUGAAGCCCAAACAAGAUGACUGCAUUGGUGUGUGCAAGCUGCCUCAUCUUGCUGAGCAUCUGUGUAAAACAGGAUUCAAGAUCAAGUCUUUGGCCGAAUAUGAUGGUUCUGUGGGUGUCUUCUGCUGUGAUGCCUACAGUGACCAUCAGACAGCAAAGCUUGUUGAGUUUGUAAAGGGGGGUGGUGGUCUUCUUAUUGGAGGUCAGGCAUGGCACUGGUCCUACAGUCACAAAGAAGAUGUUCUGCAGUCCUUUCCUGGUAACAAAAUCACUGGAGUCGCUGGGAUUUUUUUCACCUCAAUGUAUGCGGAAAAAGGAUCCUUUUCAGUUCUCCAAAAAGCACCACUGCCAUCCAUCUUUGUCCGAAAUACCAAGAAUAUUAGAGAAGAUCUGAAGGUUCUUCUGGAUGGCAUGACGCAGUUUGAUCUUCGCAGCUCCAGUGUACCAUCAGCUCUGUUGGUCCAUGGUCCCCUGGCAUUUCCUAUUGCCCAGGAUGAGUCAGGACAGGUGUUUCUGGCUGCAGCUCAUUAUGGUGGUGGCAGGGUGGUGGUGAUCCCUCAUGAGGGUUAUCUUACUGAACCUGCACUGCAGAGGUUCAUCCUUAACGCUCUGGACUGGUUGGGUGCUGGGCAGAAGGGUGAAGUUUUUGUAAAGCCAGAUAUAGAAAAUAUCUCUUUCCACAACAUGCUUUCCAGCUGUAAUGUUGCCUGCAGGGUCUCUGCUCUGGGAGCUGGAGCAAGUGUUUACUGCUGUUCCUCUUACAAUGAUGAUCAGGCAGAAGAAAUCCACUGCUUUGUGGCUGAGGGUGGAGGACUGCUCAUGGCUGGACAUGCUUGGUGGUGGUCCUACAGCAAUCCUGGCCAAAACCCACUGACCUGUUACCCUGGAAAUAGAAUCCUUAAUCGGUUUGGCAUUGGCAUUCUGACCUCUACUGUGGAACAAAAACUGUACAAGGCUCCUGGUGUUGAAAAGGCUUUCGGUUAUCCCCAUUUCCGCAAAGAGGUCUCUGAGUUUAUAAACAAAAUGAAGAUGCACAAGCCGCUGGCGCAGAUCAGGAUUCCAAUAAGUGCGUUGGCAAGAAACUUUGCCAUUUUUCUAGAAAUGUGGGCCCAUCACAGCUCUUCCUACUCCUCAGUCAUCCAGCAGUUAAUUAAUGCUGUCAACAAAUCUGGUGUUCUUCAAGUGAGUCCAAAGUGUCCUGUGAAAAGUGAAGAAGGAAAGGUUUUGUUGCAGUUUGCUGAUGUCCUGUACAAGCUAAAACCAAGAGAAAUGGCUCGUGUGAUUUCAGUUCUAUCAGAGCCGCUGCAGACCAUCCCUUUCGCACAUGUUUCUGUUGAUGCAACCAAUAAAGAUGCUGAAGCAUGGAGAAGCACUGGCCUCUAUGUGUGUCCAGGAAAACAAGUGACUGUCUGUGUGCCUUCAGAUGCUACAGGGAAAAACCUCAAAGUGCAAAUUGGCUGUCACACCGACAAUCUGAGUGAACUUGAUGAGCUGAAGAGGGCUCCAGUGGUCACUCGGUGUUUUCCUAUCAAUGCCGAGAGGGUGGAAGUGUCCAACCUUUGGGGGGGUCUCCUGUACAUCAUUGUACCUGCAGGUUGCAAGCUUGGCGUCAUGGACAUUGUUGUCGAGGAGGCAGCCAGAGCCCCCUACUUCAAACUGGGUGUGACCAGUGUUUCAGAGUGGCAAUCUACUGGGCGGCAUCACCCUGGUCCCUGGGCAGAGCUGGAGGCUGACAGCAUCAUUGUGACAGUGCCCUCAAAAGAUGUGCGACACCUGGAUGACCCAACACCAUUACUGACUCUCUGGAACCACAUCAUGAAGGCUGUGGCCAAGUUGGCUGGCUGCCCAUCCCCCUUCCUACGGCCGGAGCGCAUUGUCACGGACAUCCAGAUAUCUGCAGGAUGGUUGCAUUCAGGUUACCCUAUUAUGGCUCACUUGGAAAGUGUGAAGGAACUUAUCCAAGUUGACUACAUGAAAUCAGAAGGUAUCUGGGGUCCCAUCCAUGAGCUGGGGCACAACCAGCAGAAGGAGAUGUGGGAGUUCCCCCCACACACCGGGGAGGCCACAUGCAAUCUGUGGUCUGUCUACAUCCAUGAUACGGUGCUACACAUCCCACGGGAGAAAGCACAUGGAGAUCUAAAGCCAGAAAUGAGAGAAGAAAGAAUCAAAGCCUACAUUAAUGGCGGAGCAAAACUUGAAAACUGGUCUGUCUGGACAUGUCUGGAAACCUACUUACAGCUUCAAGAAGGCUUUGGAUGGAAACCCUUCAUCCAGCUGUUCACUGAAUAUAAAUCAAUUCCCCACCGUGUGAUGACAAAAGAAGAGAAGAUGAAUCUCUGGGCAGAGAAGUUCUCUCAGGAGGUGAAGAUGAACCUCAUACCAUUCUUUAAGACCUGGGGCUGGCCCAUUGAGGACAAACUGGCCAUGAAGCUCUCAUCUCUUCCAACCUGGGACAAGAACCCCAUGAUGAAGUACAUCUGAUAAU